GCAAAUCCAAAAGAUAUAGUAGCAGUGCAUUGCACACAUGGCUUCAACAGGACCGGUUUCCUGAUAGCCGCAUAUCUUGCUUCGGCCAUGGAUUGGGCAAUUGAUGCGGCCAUACAUUCAUUUGCUCAAAUGCGACCGCACGGCAUCUACAAGCAAUUCUAUUUGGAUGAGCUGGUAAAAAGAUAUGGUGAUAGCGAUGACCGGAUUCAGGCAAAUCCAAAAGAUAUAGUAGCAGUGCAUUGCACACACGGCUUCAACAGGACCGGUUUCCUGAUAGCCGCAUAUCUUGCUUCGGCCAUGGAUUGGGCAAUUGAUGCGGCCAUACAUUCAUUUGCUCAAAUGCGACCGCACGGCAUCUACAAGCAAUUCUAUUUGGAUGAGCUGGUAAAAAGAUAUGGUGAUAGCGAUGAUCGGAUUCAGGCCCCACCACGGCCGGCUUGGGAAAAUGGUCCGCUUUUGGGAGUGGACAACGGCAUUAACGGUGGCGGUGGACAAACAAGUACAAGCAAACUUGGCGUUCAAAAUGGUGAGCCGAAAUUUAUGGAUGGAGCAGUGACAGGCGUGGUUUAUGUCAGUGAUUUGACGACAAGGGGAUUUUUGCAAAAUAAAAUUCGAGAAAUGUGUGGUUGUAAAAGGAAUGGAUUUCCCGGCAGUCAACCGGUAUCUAUGGAACGAUCGCCUGAAAGAGAUAAUCUGUGUUUCCUGGAGAAAAAUGAAUAUAUGGUUUCUUGGAAAGCUGAUGGAGUUAGGUGA
Messenger RNA from Gongylonema pulchrum, 753 nucleotides. The record is from the annotation of a GenBank genome assembly. Lineage: Eukaryota; Metazoa; Nematoda; Chromadorea; Rhabditida; Gongylonematidae.